Messenger RNA from Acaromyces ingoldii, 2361 nucleotides. Its product is annotated as acetyl-CoA synthetase-like protein. Bases 219 to 2162 code for a protein of 647 amino acids. Gene Ontology annotation, molecular function: medium-chain fatty acid-CoA ligase activity. NCBI's taxonomy places the organism in Eukaryota, Fungi, Basidiomycota, Exobasidiomycetes, Exobasidiales, Cryptobasidiaceae. The transcript has 4 exons. The record is from RefSeq and is a predicted model, not a curated record. Gene Ontology annotation, biological process: fatty acid metabolic process.
AACAUGACAACACGCAAAAGAUGAGCGUUCCGAGUAGUGGAUGCAGCAGGCGUUAGAGCCGCGCCACAAAAAUAGAGCUCGCAAGCCGCUUGCUUCCCUCGUGUUACCCCGCAUGGGCCAAAGUGGACUCGUCCUUUUUUUAGGAUUUCGCGGGUAAUAAUGGUCGCUUUGGCACAGCAGUCGGCGUGGGGGUUUUCGCACGACCACCCAACAGCACGAUGAUCCGCUUGCGUCGCGUCGUCGCUGUUGGUGCCGGCCCAGCGCGAUUUGCAGCCCUUGGUCGACGACGAUGGCUUCACGGCGAGCCCGUCACGAGGAAUGCUGCAGGACGGCUCCUGGCGCGCGUCUCUGGCCCCACCUCAACGGCCCUCUCCGAUGAAACGCUGCCCCAGUUCUGGUCCAGGCUCGUCGGCGAGCAUGGCGACCGGCGUGCACUCAUCGUCAAGCACGAGCCGGGUGCGCGGGGAGAGGGAGACGGCUGCCUGCGCUGGACAUUUGCGCAGAUGGACGAGCACGUCCAGAGGCUCGCGCGCGGACUCAAGGAGGAGCUCGGCGUCAAACGGGGCGACCGUGUCGCCGUGCUCAUGAUGAACAGCUCGGCCAUGGCCAGCCUGCAGGUCGCCACAGCCUUUGCGGGCGCGAUCCUCGUCACCCUGAACCCCUCGUACACGUCCAAAGAGCUGCUCCGGUCCCUGCGGCACGUCGAAGCCACCCAUCUCUUUGUCGUCCCGUCGCUCCGCUCGUCCGACUACCUUGCCAACCUCGUCGAGAUCUUUCCCAGCCUUCUAGGGGGAUCCGAGAGCGCGAACCAACAGCAGAUGCACGACGAGGCCUGCCCUUCGCUCAGACGCAUCGUCCUCGUCGAUAAUCUCACCGACAGACCGCGUGGGUGGGAGAGCGAGAGCGUGCUGGCAGUCCAGGGCAAAGGGUUCCAACAUGCGCUGCAGCGCCUCAAUGGGCAUGCAGUCGACUAUCGCGACGUUGUUUCCAAAAGUGGCAGCAGCGCUCCUGAAACGGACCACAUAGGCAAGGACGAUGUCAUCAAUCUGCAGCUCACCUCGGGUACCACUGGGACACCCAAGGCGGUCGCUCUGACAUCGCACAACCUCGUCAACAACGGCAUCGCCCUUGGCAGGCUGAUGCACCUGACGCCGACUGACCUCCUGGCCAACAUCCCACCCCUGUUCCACUGUUUCGGUCUCACCCUGGGCAAUCUGGCCGCCUGGUCCUGCGGCGCCGGCUUGCUGUACCCAUCCGAGGGUUUCCAUGCGCUGCGAGCGCUGCGUGCUGCCUCAGAGGAAGGAGCCACGGCCAUUCACGGCGUUCCAGCCCACUUUAUCGCCGAGCUCGAUCUGCUGCGACGCAUCAGGACGGCGCAGAAGCACGCUGACGACGACGAGCUGACCAAGCUCGGCGUGGCACGCAGCGAGCAAUUUCACUUCCAGCUUCGUACCGGCUUCACCAGCGGCAGCACUGUGCCCAUCGAGUUGAUGCAUUCCAUCAUGGACCUCCUCGGCGCAAAGGAGCAGACAGUCGUCUACGGCAUGACCGAGACAAGCCCCGUGUCCUUUGGAGUCGAUCGGCGUGCGCCAGUGCAGCGGCGGUGCGAGACAGUGGGGAAAGUCAUCGACCAUGUCCACGCCAAGAUUGUCUCGCCAGAGGGCGAGACGCUGCCCGUGGGCCGCGUCGGCGAGCUCUGGACGGCAGGCUACAUUGUCAUGAAGGGCUACUGGAACGAUGAGCAAAAGACAGCCGAGGCGCUCGAAAAGGACACCGACGGUCUCGUCUGGAUGAAGACGGGCGAUCUGGCCGUCAUGGAUGAAGAGGGCUACGUCGAGAUCCGAGGCAGGGUCAAGGAUGUCAUUAUCCGAGGCGGGGAGAACCUGCACCCGCCCGUCAUUGAGAACUGCCUCGACGAAUUAGACGGGGUCAAUACAUCGGCCGCCGUCGCCGUUCCCGAUGCGAAAAUGGGCGAAGUGGUCGGCUGCUUUGUAGACACCUCUUCUGCACGAGGGGACCUGACACCCCAAGCGAUUCGACGCCACGUCAAGGAGCAUCUUUCAGGCCAGAGCGCGCCUGAAUGGGUCUGGUUCCUGGGCUCCGAUGGGGUGCCCGGCAAUAUGCCCACCACAGCUUCCGGCAAGGUUCAAAAGGUACAGUAGCAGUGGCUUCUCCUGCGCACUGUCGCUUCUGCAUUCCUCGUUCCCCCACCAACUCAUCGAAUCCUCAUGUUCCCUUGACAGAUUGUCCUGCGUGAAUGGGCAAAGGACCUCGCAGAAAAGGGCAUUGGACGGGCCAGGUAGCGAGAGCUUCACCGGCGUGCCAAAAACCAAAACCAAAAAGCUGUACUCUUUGGUGGCU